AUGCCCGCCCUUCUCAGAUCGAACUCGUUUAUCUUCCCGGAUCUCGACUUUACGCUCCGUCGCCAAUUCAACAAGACCGGCUUCCGCCCGUUUCAACGGGAGAUCAUACAAGCCGCGUUGGACGGCAACGAUGUCUUUGUGCAAGCUGCCACAUCCUUCGGGAAGAGUUUGUGCUUCCAACUUCCAGCCGUGGUUGAUCAGGGUAUCACCAUCGUCGUAUCGCCACUGCUGAGUCUCAUGAUGAACCAGGUGGACGGCCUUCGGGCUGCUGAUAUUGACGCCAGCUCGCUGAAUAGCAAUACACCCCCCGCGGAAAAGGAUCGCAUCAUGAAUGACCUCAAAACGGGCCACCCGCGCACCCGGUUGCUCUACGUGACUCCCGAGCUGUGCGCCCAGGACCGCUUUCGAGACAGGCUCAGGGUGGUCUACGAACAGCGAGAGCUUGCCCGCAUCGCCAUCGACGAGGCCCACUGCAUUAGUGAAUGGGGACAUGACUUCCGUAAGGAUUUCAAGAGAUUGGCUUGGUUUCGGGAGUCCUUCCCAGAUGUGCCCAUUAUUUGCCUGACGGCAACUGCCAACAGCCAGGUGAGAAGGGACGUACUCGCUACUCUCGGGUUGGACACGGAUCCGCAGAGGCUCAAGGCAUUCACCAUGACUGCCCACCGACCCAACCUUCACUUCGAAAUCCGGUUUACAUGCGAUGAGGACGACCAGCGAUUAGAGGACUUUCUAAGGUGGCUUCGUAGCGUGUAUCAGCGUAGAGCUGAGGAUCCGCGGAAAGCUGAGCUUGCCGCCCUAGGCGAGCGCCCGGACAGCGUCCCCGGCAUCAUCUACACCAUUUCGCGAGAUGAAUGCGAGAGUCUCGCCUCGCAGCUCAGACAGGAGGGCAUUGGAGCUCAGCCCUUCCACGCCAAGCUGACCAAGGAAACCAAGGAGCGAGUUCUCUCCAGCUGGGUUUCCGACGAGCCUGGAUAUGAUAUAAUCGUGGCUACAACCGCGUUUGGUAUGGGCAUCGACAAGGACAAUGUUCGGUUCGUUGUGCAUUGGCGGCUGCCCAAGUCUUUUGAGGGGUACUAUCAAGAAGCCGGACGGGCCGGGCGCGACGGCAAUGCCGCGUACUGUUUCUUAUACUACAGUCGCGAAGAUAGGGACAGGGUCAGCAGCCUGAUUAUGCGAGACCGCGCAACGUCCAACUCCAAUUUUGAAGCGCGCGCUAGGAGCCUGCAGGCAUUGGCUCAAUACUGCGAGAGCACGAGCGCCUGUCGUCAUAAGCUCAUCUGCAGCUACUUUGGCGAGAAUGACACCCCAGAAUGCGACUAUGCGUGCGAUUGGCACAAGGACAGCGCCGACCUACAGCGACGGUUCAUGCGUGGGCUCGCCAGCGAGGAGUGGGUCAGCACGCAGAGAGAAGAAGGGCUGUACGACGUAGAUUGGGAUGAAUGA
Durotheca rogersii is the source of this 1443-nucleotide messenger RNA. Its product is annotated as RecQ family ATP-dependent DNA helicase. Lineage: Eukaryota; Fungi; Ascomycota; Sordariomycetes; Xylariales; Xylariaceae. The transcript has 2 exons. Bases 1 to 1443 code for a protein of 480 amino acids. Gene Ontology annotation, biological process: double-strand break repair via homologous recombination. Gene Ontology annotation, molecular function: ATP binding; four-way junction helicase activity; nucleic acid binding. Gene Ontology annotation, cellular component: chromosome; cytoplasm. The record is from RefSeq and is a predicted model, not a curated record.